Molecule: messenger RNA, 1447 nt
Organism: Trichobilharzia regenti
Lineage: Eukaryota; Metazoa; Platyhelminthes; Trematoda; Strigeidida; Schistosomatidae
Source: the annotation of a GenBank genome assembly
UUUUGCUUUUUCUCUGAUCAAAAAUAUUUACUUGUUUUUUUUCUUUGAAAUAUAUUUUCUUGCCUCAAAGAAAUAUUAUCAUGGAGAGUCGAUUGAAAUCAACGUGUUAGUGGAUAAUAAUUCAAAUAAAACUGUUAAAAAGAUUAAACUUUCAGUUAUCCAAAUUACUGACAUCACAUUGUUUAGUCAUGCUGUCUACAGAUGUACAGUUGAUGAAAGUGAAUAUGAGUAAGAAAAUUGUUAAUUAAAUUCAAAAUGCACCUACUAGUUUAGUAGUUGUUUUUUGUUUGUUGGUUUGUUACUUUGUUUCUUUGAGUUUUUUCACUGUUACAACCAUCGUUCCAUUGUAUACUUAUGUCUUGAUUUUCUGUGUGUUUUCAUAGUGUUGUAAUCGUUCACUGCCUCUCUCUGUCUCUAUGUUUGUGUGUGUGUGUGUAUGUGUAUAUGCAAGUGCGUGCGUACGUGUGCAUUUGCUCUGUUCCCGUUAAUGUUGUAGUUUUGACUAUUCUUAGCGCUUUAUUAAUUAACGCACAGUAACCUAAUGUCACUAUGAGUUUUGCUCUCACUUUGUCUUCUUCUAUUUUUAAUGUUUACUAAUCUUCAAGUAUUGGUUUUGUAGGGAUUUUGUUUGAUUGCAUGGAGGAUUUCAUCCUGAGCUGACAUCAGUUAGAGAACCACUGGAAAACCUGGGAGCACUGCACAGCUGUUUCGUCCUAGUUUGGGACUCUUCAGCAGUACGCACCCACUGGGGUUCAAACCCAGGACCUUGUGGUUACAAGGCGAGCUCUUAGACCAUUGAGCCACUGGGACCCGAUCCAAUUUACUAAUUUGCUUUUUAGAGUUUAAUUGUAUCGGCAUUUUGCUUACGUCGCACACACACACACACUCAAACACAUACACUGUGAGUUGGAAUGAUGAUUAAGGCUAAGAUAUGUACUCAUUUCAGGUUAGAUCGCCGACUGGCGUCAGUUAGAGGACUACUGAACAGCAUAAUCCCCCCCUUACCUGAUAUCGAACUCAGGUUCUUCAGGUUAUAAUGAGGCUUGUGUCCAGUCAGACAUUAUGAUGUGGUCCAAUGGUCAAUGGGCUGUAAUUCUUCCCAAUUUACGAUUCAUCAGAACUGACAGUCACUGGAUUACAUUUUAGUGAUUGAGUAGUCAGUAGACUUGCCUCGUAACGUGAAUGUGCUAGAUUCAAUCCUCGCUAAUAGGGUAACAGAUGCACGCUGAUGAAGAGUCUUAUUUAUUUAUUUAUUAUUCCUUUGCCUUCCAAGUGGAACUUAGGACUUUAACAACACGUCCCCACUUUGUUCCAUUUCCUGCCAUCAUCUUCAGCUGGCCAAUUCCACAAUUGACGAGACUCUCUCAUCUCAUGCUCACACGACCUCCUCCAUGUCACCCUCACAAUGAAGAUCCACUAGUCGCUUCCCAUUUGAAUUCCAUUCGAG